AUGCCUAACGUGAGACUUGAAACCGCGUACUUGAAACGUAGCUCCAAGCCGGUUCGCCUCCAAGGCAGGUCUUGUGGGAUAUGUUUAAAAAUAAAAGUGCUCAGCUUGAAGCUCCGCCAGCAUAAAAACGAAUACCGCCAUCUUCGCAAUCGCGGGCAGUACAAUUUUCCGGCGCGGUUCCCGCAAUGGAAGGAGAGUGGGAGACUGCGCUGGUUUACAGAGCGCCCUCCGCGCGCGUCGGGCGCCGCCGCCGCCGUGGUGUUUUGCGCUGCCUGGGCGGCGGGGAACGACCUGCGGCGGGCGGGCGGGCGCAUUCCAGCGGCGGCGCCGGCGACGGCCAUGGGGCGUUUACGGCCUGGGCGCCGCGCGGCCCGUCGCAAUAAACGCCAGCGACCCCGCGCCGCCCGCCUGGCGCCCCACCGGCACGACGCCGCGCCGAGCGCUGUCCUCGCCGGCCACGACGCCCGUGCCCUCCCUCUUGUUCGCUCGCUUGCCCACUCGGCCGCUCAUUCACUUGCUCGCUUGCCUACCCGCCCACCCGCUUGCAUGCCCUUCCACCCGCUUUUCUCCCCACUUGGCCAUCCUCGUGCCCGUCACAGGUGGGCCAGCAGCCUCCCCCCUGUGAAGAAGAGAGACAGCGGCGGGGUGCAUAGAACGGUGCGUCUUAUGACGCAGGACAAAGAUGACGUUCACCAAGGGGUCUCUCGACUGCCGGAGCGCUCUGCGCGGCCACGCAAUCACCAUCACCGUCACCAGCGACGCCGUCACCGCCAGCCCGGCCUGGAAGAGGAGCACGCGUCGACGCCGCGAGCGCUCGCCGACGCCGACGCCGUAAACAUGUAGGGGAGGCGGCGGGCUACGAACCCGGGUCGGCGGCGGCGCGCACGCCAUCCUGUGCUGCAACGAGCGUCUCUGCAGAGACACUUCAACGAACCCUCAUCAAGCAAGGAAUUGGAAACCUUCGACAACAUUGCCAUUCCACUAUGUUAGUGGUUGCUUGUGAAUGGUCCCAGUGAAUCCUCUCAAGUGUAACUAAUAAAUAUUGUCCUCUUUGUUUGUUUUAGGCUUAUUUUUAUACUUUCAUUGGGACAAUAAAUUAUUAAAUAAAAUUGUGUAAAGCUAAAAUUCGAAAACAAAAUGUAUUCCGUUUCUUGUGGCAACUACUAUUUCUGUUUUACUUUCUCACCUCACGAAUUUCUUUGUAAGAAGAGAAAGUUAUGUAAUCAUGCGGAAGAAAACGGCAAAUUUUCGCCAUAAAAACUCUUACUGUGAACACCAAAGUGGUUAAAUUUUUAAGAUGUUUGUUUUGAAGUGAACUUGCUAAAUAUAAAACUCAUAGAUAUGGACGAUUUAUGGUUUAAAAUAUAUAUCUGUAAAUUAUAUACUUAAAUCAAUGUUAUACGAAAAACUCACGCGUUUUCUGUACAUGGGUCAUGUGCUCACGCAAACCGUUUGGUAGAUGGUAUAAUUAUGAAUAGCAUCUAUAAAUAAUUUUCUUGCGUAAAAUCAUGUAUAUUAUUUUAAGAAAAUAGAUUCAAGUGUUCACAG
This is a messenger RNA of Gryllus bimaculatus (two-spotted cricket), 1548 nucleotides long. The record is from the annotation of a GenBank genome assembly. NCBI's taxonomy places the organism in Eukaryota, Metazoa, Arthropoda, Insecta, Orthoptera, Gryllidae.